AAAAUUCCCUUAAACGAGGAAAACUGACUGUAAAAAGGAAUAUAAUCAUCGCAGGAUGUUCGUCUUCUGAUAUUAGAGGCACUCCAACACGGAAUAAAAUGUUGCAUUUGAGGCUCUCUAGUUUCGUGUCAUGCUCCCCUUAUAUGAAGCAUACGAUUAAUUAUUUAUGUAUGCAGUGAGUAUAAUAGAAAUACUAAGUUGUCACAUAGCUUUAUUCUUACGUUUUGAGAAUGAAUAAAGCAAGAUCUGGAGAUUGUAUAGAAGGGAAAACAGCCGUGAAUGUUUGACGGUGUUCGUGUUGUAUGUAAGCAGAUGUCAAACUGCUGCCAUCUGCCGAGCUGACGUGGCGUGAGUCGAGACUCGAGAUGUGCAAGUGUAAACAUUCCUGAAAGACUUCCCUAAUUCAUACAAAACACACGAAGAUGCUGUCGUGGAGGACCUUAUUUAUCGUCUGCAACCUCCUGUUCGUCGUCGUAGGGGACGAGCACACCCAUACGUAUAAGGAUUUAGAAGAAGUGGUGCUAUGGAUGAACACUGUUGGACCAUAUCACAAUCGACAGGAGACAUAUUCUUACUACAGCCUCCCAUUUUGCAUGGGCCCAAAGGAAAAAAUCUCACAUUAUCAUGAAACUUUAGGAGAAGCACUUCAAGGUGUUGAACUCGAGUUUUCUGGGUUGGACAUUGAUUAUAAAAGUGAUGUUUCAAAAACCACUUACUGUGAAGUUGAACUGGAUGAGCUCCGUCUUAGAACUUUCGUGUAUGCAGUUAAGAAUCAUUACUGGUAUCAAUGUAUAUUGAGUUAUUUGCCAUAUGGUAUUUUUAAAGAAAAGUAUGCAAGUUUAUAUCACCUAAAAAUUGUAGAUAGGGAAAAGUUUGCUAUUAGGUUUAAUCUUGAUUCUGAUUUUUAUGUACCCUCUGUUGUAUUAUAUUACAAAUAUAAAUGGCAUUGCUUGAGAAUCAUCACACCAUUCCGUUUCACUAGUAAGUAUUCACAUUCUCAAGAUUUCUGGUACAUUGUGCAGUAUUUCUGUUUGAAUAUAUUUUUCUGUUUAUUUGUGAUGAUCGUAUCAUUAUUAGAAAGGUUUUAUCAUAUUUUUGCUUUGGAAUUCACAGGAAUUGUUGGAGAGAUCGAUGAAGCAAACGAUGCCUAUUACAUAUGGACCCACAGGAAGUUUGAUUUAGGCUACAAUGGUAAUCAGAUUGUAGAUGUCAACCUUACUUCUGAAGUGAAACAGAAGCUUGAGUUGGGAGCAAAACUAAAGUUUACGUAUGAAGUUAACUGGAAAAAGUCUGCCAUCAAAUUUGAAGACCGAUUUGAUAAAUAUUUGGAUCCCAAUUUCUUCCAACACAGAAUUCACUGGUUUAGUAUCUUCAAUUCCUUUAUGAUGGUGAUCUUCCUUGUUGGCCUUGUGUCCAUGAUUUUGAUGCGAACCUUACGCAAAGAUUAUGCUCGAUAUUCAAAGGAUGAAGAGAUGGAUGACAUGGAACGUGACCUAGGAGAUGAAUAUGGGUGGAAGCAAGUACAUGGUGUUUUCCGCCCUCCAUCAACAUCCAAUGCUCUUUUUUCGGCAUUAGUAGGCUCAGGCUACCAAAUGUUAACAGUUUCAUUUCUAGUUAUUCUGCUGGCCAUUGUUGGAGAACUUUACACAGAGCGUGGUUCAAUGGUAAGCAUUGCUAUCUUCAUUUAUGCUGCAACGUCUCCUGUUAAUGGCUAUUUUGGAGGAUCUCUGUAUGCACGGAUGGGAGGUAAAGUUUGGAUUCGUCAAAUGAUGCUGUCUGCUCUUUUCCUUCCAACACUUGUGUGUGGUACAGCCUUUUGUAUAAACUUCAUUGCUAUACUAUACCAUGCCUCUAGGGCAAUUGCAUUCACAAUUAUGCUUGCAGUUUUAUGCAUCUGUACAUUUGUAAUACUUCCACUCACACUGGUUGGUACUGUCUUGGGCAGAAAUUUAGCAGGACAGCCCAAUUACCCUUGCCGUAUAAAUGCUGUGCCCCGUCCCAUUCCUGAGAAAAAUGGUUUUAUGGAGCCAUUAGUCAUAAUACCACUGGGUGGAAUACUUCCAUUUGGAUCUAUUUUCAUAGAAAUGUACUUCAUUUUCACAUCAUUUUGGGCUUACAAGAUAUAUUAUGUAUAUGGUUUUAUGUUGUUGGUGUUCGUGAUUCUCUUGAUCGUUGUCGUAUGCGUGACUAUUGUGUGUGCAUACUUCCUCCUGAAUGCUGAAGACUAUAGAUGGCAGUGGACAAGCUUUCUUGCUGCCGCCUCAACCUCUGGAUAUGUUUACUUUUAUGCAACGUAUUACUUCUUCUUCAAGACUAAGAUGUAUGGGUUUUUCCAGACUACUUUCUACUUUGGUUACAUGGCCCUCUUCAGUAUUACAUUAGGUAUCAUGUGUGGCACUAUUGGUUACUUUGGCACCAGCAAAUUUGUACGCAAAAUAUAUUCUACUGUGAAGAUUGAUUAAAGUUAUAUAGAUGUUUGUAAAAUUGGACAGUAUGCGGAGAUAUUCUUUAGAACGGUUAUACUGCAUGAGAGCUGUAUAACUUAUAUAAUGAAUGGAAAAUAUUGGCGUUCCACAAACUUUGUGUGAUACAAUAGUGAAUAUGAAAUCCAGUUAAUUAUUGCACUGAAAAUUUUCAUUGGAACGGUGAAUUGUAAUACUACCAGGAUUUUAUAUAGAAAGAUUAUUUUAGCACUGUGGCCCAUUACACAGAGCAUUACUUAAAAGAAGUGUAAAUUAUGACAAGUCCAGUGUGUGACAUUUCUAUUGUUCACUGGAAAUUGGUGGAACCUGUGAUAUUAGCACAGGUGUACAUUCCUGAAGUGGAUGUUUUCAAGUGAAUUUAUUGCCAUUGUCUGAUCCAUAGACUACAUAAUACUAAUGCCAAAUAAGUAUUUACUAUUAUCAUUUAAUAGAUGAUGUACUUUAUUGUACUUGGCUUCUGCUCUAUAAAAGUGAAUUUGAUUAUUUCAUUUGUCUUGUAUAUGAAUAUACACUUUUGUAUAUUCUUUCUCAUGAUUAACAUUUAAAAACAUUUAUACUUGUGAUAGUCCAUCAAAAUGCAGUUGUUCAGAAUUGGCAAACAUACAAGGACUGAAGAGCUAGGUUCUGAUGCUACAGGUGUACUGUUAUGCAAUGUUUUUCAGUUAAUGUAUCAAUAAUAUUUGAUAAAGUUAGUGUGAUUAAAUUUUAUAAUAGAGGUCAGUUGGUAUGCAGUGUAAUGAAUGCUGUGGUUGGGAGAUGGUACACUAGUGUGGCAUUGUAUUUUCUAAGAAUCCUCUCUUUUUAAUUGAAUUUUGUAUGAUAUCUUGCAAUUUGUUAAAAUGCCAGGAGCAACUUUUUUUUCAGUUUCUGGGUGUGAAAGUCAUAAUAAAUUGGUCUGCACAGGUUUAAGAGGUGAAUCUUAGAAGCCUUAAUUGUUUUUGUUAUAGUUGUUACAAGAAAUUGAUUUCACAUUUUAUCAGUGUGCUGUGGGUGAUCAUUACUUUUCAAAGAUAUAUUUAUUUAUUUUUAUUUGUUAGCACAAAUACUAGCUGCAUUCCUGUGACCAAACCAUUUUCUAUGUGUACUUGUAAAUACAGAAAAUGAUUAUUUACCCAUUUUGUUACAUGACUCUUGAUUGUUUGGUGAUGUAACUUUUGUGCCACCAAGUUCAUGACUGUGUGGCAAAUGCAGUGGUAAUAAGUGAAAGUGCCUGCCAUAAUGGAGCACGAGCUAUUUAUUUCCUUUAGAUUACUUGCUAAACAGAUUUUUAAAAAAUAUUUAAAGGUUUUACCUGUAA
Macrobrachium nipponense is the source of this 3780-nucleotide messenger RNA. It is a transcript of the gene TM9SF3, whose product is annotated as transmembrane 9 superfamily member 3-like. Gene Ontology annotation, biological process: protein localization to membrane. Gene Ontology annotation, cellular component: membrane. NCBI's taxonomy places the organism in Eukaryota, Metazoa, Arthropoda, Malacostraca, Decapoda, Palaemonidae. The record is from RefSeq and is a predicted model, not a curated record.